AAAGGAGAAAACAGAAGAAAUCAUUUAGCUUCUGUUUGUUCUUGUUUGUGUGUGUUUUUAGGGGCAUAUCCCCUGGAAGACUCAAAGGAGUGCCAGCCUCACUCACGACCCUGGCAUGUCAGGCUGAGUGGYGGAGGGGGGCACUGCAGCGCGGCGCUCAUUGAUAAGUGGUGGAUAGUGACCUCCUUUGAUUGUGGUCUCCAAGCCUACGAUUCAAUCGCCUCGCUCGGGGAACAUGACAGGACUGUGGAGGAAGGCACAGAGCAGCACAUCCCUAUUGCUGAUGUAAUCAUUCACAGCCCUUACCGCUCACCUUUACACAGCCUCACCAUGAUGCGUCUGGCUGAGCCUGCCCGCUUCAACCAGUACGUUCAGCCCAUUCCUCUGCCCACCCGCUGCCCGAAACCUGGAGACACCUGCUCCAUCAGUGGCUGGGGCUCCACCAUCGUAAAUCAAUACGAGCCCUCUCCACGUCUGAAGUGUAUCACUGCGCCUGUUGUGGAUGACCUGACUUGCCUGAACUACUUCCCCCCAAUGCUAUACUGGGGUGUCAUGGUCUGCGCUGGUCAAGCAAACACAGAUAACUGCCUGAAUGACAAAAGCAGCGUGAUGGUGUGUGGCGGAGAGCUGCAGGGUGUGUUGUGGUUCAAUCACGGCUGCGAUAACCCGGCUCACCCCACAGUUUACUCCAAGCUGUGUGAAUACAAUACAUGGAUCAGGAGCGUCAUGGACCWCACAAUGACCACUACACUCCUUCCACUGACAACAUGAAGCAACAAAUAGAAAAGAAAGAAACUUUAUUAUAAACAGUCACAUUUCUGCAGUCACAAUCUUCUUCUAUUCAGUUUGAGAUUGUUAUGAAGGCUUA
Messenger RNA from Austrofundulus limnaeus, 868 nucleotides. RefSeq names its product trypsinogen-like protein 3. Gene Ontology annotation, cellular component: secretory granule. The record is from RefSeq and is a predicted model, not a curated record. Gene Ontology annotation, molecular function: serine-type endopeptidase activity. Lineage: Eukaryota; Metazoa; Chordata; Actinopteri; Cyprinodontiformes; Rivulidae. The annotation marks the transcript as partial. Gene Ontology annotation, biological process: proteolysis. The transcript is spliced from 4 exons.